Gongylonema pulchrum is the source of this 735-nucleotide messenger RNA. The record is from the annotation of a GenBank genome assembly. Lineage: Eukaryota; Metazoa; Nematoda; Chromadorea; Rhabditida; Gongylonematidae.
AUGUAUCAUGCGGCUUUGGAAGCUUCUUGUGAGCUUGCGGAAGUGGAUGGUCCUUAUGAAACCUACGAUGGCUCUCCGAUUUUGCAAUUUGAUAUGUGGAAUGUGACACCAACGGAUCAGUGGGACUGGAGUAGUCUACGUCAGAAAAUUGAAAAAUGCGGCAUCAGAAACAGCCUACUGCUUGCGCCAAUGCCCACAGCUUCGACCGCACAGAUUCUCGGCAAUAACGAGAGUUUUGAACCGUACACUACAAAUGUUUACACUCGAAACGUUUUAUCUGGCAGCUUCCAGGUUUACAAUCAGCAUUUGGUAAAGGACCUUAUGAAACUGAAUCUAUGGGACGAUAGUAUGCAAAGAGAAAUCAUUGCGAACAAAGGAUCGGUGAAAAACAUCGAACGUAUCCCCCAAGAAAUUCGCGAACUCUACAAAACAGUCUGGGAACUGUCCCAGCGGGAUCUGAUCGAUAUGGCUGCUGAUCGUGGAGCGUUCAUCGACCAGUCACAAUCGCUGAAUAUUUUCAUCGCACGCCCAAAUUACGGCAACAUUACCAGCAUGCAUUUCUACGGAUGGAAUAAGGGUCUGAAGACUGGAAUGUACUACUUGCGCACUAGGCCGGCUGUUGAUGCAGUUCAGUUCACGGUUGAUAAAACGAAACUGAAAGAUAAGCAGUGUGCUGCGAAAAUGGUGGAAUGCGCCGUGAACACUGCUGACCAGUGCACGAUGUGCAGCAGCUAA